Molecule: messenger RNA, 1206 nt
Organism: Acaulospora morrowiae
Lineage: Eukaryota; Fungi; Glomeromycota; Glomeromycetes; Diversisporales; Acaulosporaceae
Source: the annotation of a GenBank genome assembly
AUGUCAAGACCCACCUUAAAAGCGUUAAAUAUGAAGUUUAGUGAAUUUACAAAUGUUGGAUUCAGAAUCGGAAAAAUAUUGACGGCUAUCCCAUUAUCCAAAGCACGUAAACCUGCAUACAAGUUGCAAGUCGAUUUUGGAGAGUUAGGAAAAAAGGUGUCCUCAGCUCAAUUGCCUGCUAAUUAUACAGUGGAUGAAGUAGUAGGAAAGACAGUUAUUGGAGUUGUUAACCUUCCACCACGACGUGUUGCAGGAGUUAAAUCAGAAGCUUUAAUUGUUGGGUUUCCUGAUUCGAAGGACAACGUUCUUCUUCUUAAUACCCGCUUCCAGAAUCCUCCCAUUGGCAGUCAAUUGGCUGAGUACGGUCAGCAGGCAGAUGAAAUUACUUAUGAAGAUUUCCAAAAAGCUGAUAUUCGAUCUGCAACCGUCCUAUCUGUUGAGACAUUAGAAGAAAAUAAAAAUUCUUUCUAUAUAAAACUGGAUGUUGGAGAAUACGGAGAAAAGUUUGCUUUCCUGAGUGAUAUUGAUGUAGAAACCGCUGAUUCCUUAGUUGGUAGCCAAGUAGCUACACUUUUAAAUCUAGAUCCUGAGGAUAUUUCAGACAAACGGUACGAACUUGAUUAUAUCAUUAAAAUCUUGCAAGGAAAAUAUCACGUUUUUAUGGAAGUAGGAUCAGCAAAAUCGGUUAAAGCAUUUUACAUUAUACAAGCAAAUUGUAAAUACUAUGGAAUAGAUAUCAAUCCACGUAUGAUCCAAGAAGCACGCCAAAAUUUCUUGGAAAAAAAUAUAUUUGAUAAAGCCAAAGUUGAAUCAAUGUCAUUUUUUGAUCUUGACCUUUCUUUCAAGGCUUUCAAUCCAAAUGAAAAGGUCUUGAUUUUCUUACCUUUCAAUUUGUUUGGAAAUUUAGGUGAUCCUAAAAAAUCAUUAGAGAAGCUUAUUAAACUUAGUCAAGAUUUUAUCGUAAGUUAUUAUAAAAUAAAUCAGACUUCUUACUUAGCGAGAAAAGAAUAUUAUACGAAUUGCGGUCUUUAUAGCUUAAACUAUAUGGAAGAAGAUCACCAAGCUAAAUUUACUUCAAGCAGAGGAUUUUGUUCGAUUACAUAUAGUCCGGAGUACAUUGAAUCUAUUAUUAAUAAGCUGGUGAAAGAACUGAAAGUCCCUUAUAAACUCGAAAUAGAACAUGAUUCUUUUAACUGUAUUGGCAUG